Molecule: messenger RNA, 3719 nt
Organism: Archocentrus centrarchus (flier cichlid)
Lineage: Eukaryota; Metazoa; Chordata; Actinopteri; Cichliformes; Cichlidae
Gene: baiap2l2b
Product: BAR/IMD domain containing adaptor protein 2 like 2b
Exons: 12
Coding region: 1129-2490 (453 amino acids)
Biological process (GO): actin crosslink formation; actin filament bundle assembly; positive regulation of actin filament polymerization
Cellular component (GO): nucleoplasm; cytosol
Molecular function (GO): protein binding
Source: RefSeq, a predicted model, not a curated record
UAUACUAUUUAAGAUAAGAUCAUUUUUAUAUUUUUGUGUCUGUUUGCAGGACAUUUGUGCUGACAUUAUAACCUGAGCUUUAAUUGUAGCUUUCAUCUACAGCAGUAUAAAAUGAUCACUUAUAACUCCACUUAAAACCUGUGUCAGGCUCGAGAUUUAGAACUCAAUAGCAUAACACAGAAACUUCUCGAGGAUUCAGUGAUGAUUUAUUUCAUUUUUUUCAAAGGUAAACUAACAAGUUUGUUGGAAACAGGCAAAAACAAAGUUCAGCUUAUGAGUCUGUCCAAGUGCAGUUAAAAUACAAAACAGAAGCAUGCUGUAAGGUACUUUCAUAAAGUAACAAGUCACACAGGGCUGGGAAGAUCAGGUGAUGCAGCCAGUUGAGGGCAGGUGGGGGGGUGGCCUUAGGAUUUUCCCUUAGGUGUGAGUGUACGUCACAGCCGGUUAGGCCGCUGGCUGUCCGUCUCCUCCUUUCCUUUCAGGGCUCCAAUCAAUAAUUUACCUUGCCCGGUCAUAUUAAUGUCAGCUACUCCCUUUGCCCUUUCUUACUUCACUCCUUCCAUGAAAACUGCUGAUGACAAGAGGGUAACAAAGCUCCUUAACGAAUGACUGAAAAAAGGAGAAAGAGGAAACUGUCAGACAGGUGUUAUCGCUCUUUGGGAAAACAGCAGAAUCUGUGGGACCAUAGCGAAGGUGACUUUUGCCACUUAAAGACGCUGUUAUUUAAGACGCUGAUAUAUACAAGAUAAGAAAGGCCUGAGGAAACUUCUUCAGAGGUUUGAAUGGGAAUACAGACUUUUUACAGAAGUUUAUUCUGUUUCUGAGUUUCAAUUUUAAAUUGAUCAGCAUGUCUGGAGUCAGCAGUGACCGUCUGCACAAAUCAACUUUAACUGUGUAUUCGGUGAGUUUAUAUCAUGUCCUCUCUAUUUUUGUUUUUGUUUGUUGGACUGAAACUUGGGGACAGGUAUCGUAUUUAUUAUUUCAAGCAGAAUUUUGUUGAUUUUAAACUUGGCCUGGGGGCACUUGGAAGUGAGUAUAAAAAUAAAUUAUAGCUUCACACUUCAAGUCACAGCUGAGUUUGCUCGGUGUGUUGCUUAGUUUGUAUUCUGUGUGUUUGCCUAGAACCUAAUGGAGCACUUCAACCCAGGCCUUCAGAAGCUUGUUGCUCUUGGAAACAGCUAUGUUAAGGCCUUUCAAGGGGAUGUCCUGGUGCAGAUUUCAGAAACCCAGAGGAGGCUGACUGCAGAGAUUGAAGGAGUGUUUCGGUGGUUCCAGGUAGAAGUGUUGCAAGCAAUGGAGAAGAAUAUCAAGUUGGAUGAGGAGUACAUUGAUGGCAGUCGCAGAGUGUACGAGCUGGAGGUAAGAAACCAAGCAGAGGCUUUGGAGAAACAGCUCAGACGAGGAACCUACAGAGAUUCUCUGGAGAACAGCGCGUACAUGCUGUACCUGAAGCAGAGCCAUCAGGAGAUCUUAAAGGAGGAGGAGAGGAGGUAUCGCUUCUUGGCAGAGAAACACUGUGGCCUCACUCAGUCACUACUGUUUCUAAUUAAUAAGACUGGUGCAUCUCUCCAGCAGAAGGCAGACGGAUGGAAGGAGAAAGUGAACGACACCGGAGCAUCCAGAUCUCGAACACCCACCCAUUUGGACCAAGAGGCACAGCUGCGAGGUUCAGUGAGCUCCCUCCUACAGACAGUAGCCAGAGAUGAGGAUAUGUCCUGGGCCAGGCGCGAGCAGCAGGCACUGGGCAGAGUCCCUUCUAGAGCACCGUCUCCCCUCCCUAGUCGCUCUCGCUCCAGUUCAGUGGGGGAAUCUCUAGGCCUAGGAGGAGGGAGAGUCAUGAGAGCGCUGGUUUCUCACCCCUCCUCAUCCAACCCAAAGCUUCUGCCUUUCAACAGGGGUGAGACUGUCAUCGUACUGGUCCAGGAGCCACGCAAUGGGUGGCUGUAUGGGCGCACUGACAGCAGCUUGCGUCAGGGCUGGUUCCCUGCUGCGUAUGUGGCCCCUAUCGAGGAUUUCUCCAACAAUUUAGCAACAAGUGUCGGUUCUCUAAGAAGCCACAGUAUGAGCAGUCUGAAUGACACUGACGCCUAUGCUAACCAAUCAGAGAGCAAGAGUUACGGAGAUAUCCCACCCCCGGCCACACCCAAUCGUAGAGCCUCUGUAGACUUCAGGCCAGUCUCUCUGCUCCCUGAGAAGAAGGCAGAAGAAGCUUUGGAGACGAAGUCCAGUCAAACGAGGAGCUACAACGAACACCCACUUCCUCCCCCGCCACCUCCCCCUCCUCCACCCAAUCAGAGUGUUAGAAGGAAUUCAGCAGACUUUCCACCGAUCUCUCCCCUACCUGACAGAAAGGGUGGAUCAGCAUCUGACAUCCAGGCAUCACAUGGACCACCUGAAAACCCACUGUUUCCCAGAGGCACAAACCCAUUCGCCACGGUGAAGCUUCGUCCCACGACGACCAAUGACAGAUCUGCUCCUCAGAUGCACUGAUCCAUCGGCACUCGUGCAUGCAGGGUGUGUUACUGAUGCUGCGAGAUCAGCUUGUGGAGGCGGGACGUAUAUUUUUGUUGAUGAAUGAGAUGACAUGUCUGAAAUGUGAAGGCUCAAAUGAGUCAAAUGGCUAGAAGGAGAUUUGUACAGUGCAGAGACUGUAAUACACUUAGUCAAAUAUUAAAACCAUAAAAUUGAGCAUAGCGUUAGUUCAGACGGGCUACAAAGUCAAGCUGAGCUGAAAUCCUUGAUCAUCUGAUCUCAGUAUACAUCCCUAUUAUACAAGGAACACGGUUUAACCUUUGAGUGACUGGUUUUUAGUUGCAAAAAUGUCCUACCAUGAGCCUCGAUGUAUAGUUAUGGCAUAAAAAAGAGGUACACUCUCUUUAAAUUCUAAGGUCUGUCAUAUCAGGACAUAAUAAAAAAAUAAUCUGGUCUUUAUCAGGUUUUAAAAUGAGAUAAAUAUAACCUCAGAUGUGCUGCAAAACAAACAAAUAAAAAAACAAACAGAGCAACAAUCUACAGGUUAGCAUGUUAAAUGUUAAAGUUCAUGUACUUACCUAAUUUUAAGACCUGGUAAGGACCAGAUAAUUUUUGCUGCACAUCUGCAAGCCACUUUGCAACCCACCUCCACCCCUUUUUUUUUUCUGUGUCUGUCUUAACCAGAAUCAUCUCCCUUGUUAUUAAUGUUCUGUUCUGCGCUGGGCUCCUGUUGCUUCAGAGUCGUGACGCCAAAUCUAAAUUGCUGCAAUGGAAACAUCAGUCUUCCUCUAAGUGCAGAGCCGCUGACUGAACUAAACUAAAAAAAAAAAAACAACUUAUUUUAACAAAUCUUUGUACAGUAUUUGAGUUUGUAUGUUAAUAUUUGUGUGUAAUGGUAAAAAUAUUAAAGGAAUAUGUAAACAUUUUGGGAAAUAUGCUUGUUGCCAGGAGUUUGAAGAAAAGAUUGAUGCUGAUCUGUCUUCUAAAUGUAGAGCUGCAGCAGCUCGUAGUGUAGCAUCGUUUUGCUGUGGCAGCACCACCUUUGCUGUUUCCCCAUUUUGAAUCUCUUUGCUAUGAAAUCUGGCUGUUGGCUUCAGCAAAAUAUGAGUUUAUUAAAUAUUAAAUAUGUGUUUUGCAUACAUGAGUAAGCAAGCAUGUUUACCAAAAUAUUAAGCUUGAGCCCUCUUCACCACCCUGUGAUUGACAUGUUUUGCAAUGUUUGGUGUGUUACAUUAGUGCGAGUUCAA